Messenger RNA from Triticum aestivum (bread wheat), 573 nucleotides. Its product is annotated as protein FLOWERING proteinUS T-like. The record is from RefSeq and is a predicted model, not a curated record. The transcript has 5 exons. NCBI's taxonomy places the organism in Eukaryota, Viridiplantae, Streptophyta, Magnoliopsida, Poales, Poaceae. The coding region runs from base 1 to 573 and encodes 190 amino acids.
AUGUCGCUCGUCAACACUUUUACAGUCCGGUAUCUUUCAGUUAAGUCGAGCAUGGCGUCGAGGGAUCCGCUGAUCGUGGGGAGGAUCGUCGGCGACGUGGUCGACUACUUCGACAUGGCGGCGCAGCUGAGGGUGAUGUACGGCAACAGGGAGAUCACCAACGGGUCCGAGCUGAGGCCGUCGCAGGUGGAGAACCAGCCGACGGUGCGGAUCACAGGACGCCGCGGGUCACUCUACACGCUCGUGAUGGUCGACCCUGAUGUACCCAGCCCAACUAACCCUUCCCAACGGGAGUACCUCCAUUGGAUGGUGACAGACAUACCAGAUGGAGGUGACGUGAGCCGCGGAACCGAGGUGGUGGCGUACGAGAAGCCGCAGCCGACGGCGGGGAUCCACCGUGUGGCAUUCGUCGUGUUCCGGCAGGCAGCGCGGCAGGCCAUCUACGCGCCAGGGUGGCGCUCCAACUUCAUCACCAGGGACCUGGCCGAGUGCUACGGCCUCGGUGCUCCGGUGGCCGCCGCCUACUUCAACUGCCAGAGGGAGGGCAGCUGCGGUGGCCGGAGGUACAGGUGA